AUGCCUGGUCUCAAACUACAACCUGCUGACUCAUUCGUCCCUCCUGACGUUAAUAACCCUCCCUUCUACAUUCCUCUCAAAAAUAUCGAUUCAAGAUACAAUGUGAUUCAGGAAUUAGGGAAAGGGUCCUUUGGAUCUGUCACACUAGCCGAAACGUUAUUUGACAUGAAGAAAUCAUCACAAGAGAUAUCUUCCAUGUACCCAGAAACCCUAAUGGAUCAAUGUUUAAUAAGGAAUGUCGAACAAGAAAAUUGGUAUUACAAGAAGAAGGGAAUUGUAGCAAUUAAAACAAUGAUGAAUAGACUAUCAACCUUACACGACUACACUAGAGUAAGGGAAAUAAAAUUCAUUCUACAAAUCCCUGCACACAAAAAUCUAGUGACUGUCUAUGAGAUGUUCAUCGAUGACUCCUUAUACCACUUGCACAUCGUUAUGGAAUGCAUGGAGCAGAAUAUUUACCAAUUGAUGAAUCACAGAAAGAGACGAGUAUUCUCCUUACCCACUCUAAGGUCUAUCUUAUUUCAAAUAUUAGCUGGUAUCAAACAUAUUCAUGAUCAUGAUUUCUUCCACAGAGAUAUUAAACCGGAAAAUAUCUUAAUUUCACCUUCCCAUAGAUACUUCAGCAAAAAAUGGUUAGAGGAUGACAACUACCCUGACAACUAUGUAGUAAAGUUGGCAGAUUAUGGAUUAGCAAGGCAUGUCAACAACAGAUCCCCCUACACAACUUACGUUUCAACGCGUUGGUAUAGAUCACCGGAGAUACUAUUGAGAAAAGGAUAUUACUCUAAACCACUAGAUAUCUGGGCUUAUGGAUGUGUAGUGGUAGAGUUAGCAACUUUCUCACCAUUAUUCCCAGGUUCAGAUGAAACAGACCAAAUAUGGAGAAUACUUGAUCUUUUAGGAUCUCCUGAUCAUUCUACAAAUGGUAAAGAACAUUUCGGAGGUACAUGGCCAGAUUGCAAAUCAUUAUAUCAGGCCUUGAACUAUGAGUUCCCUUACGUAGAGGGUAAAACGAUAAGAGAUGUCUUACCAAAUCCACAGCUAGAAGAUCUAUAUGAUGUUGUUACAUCGUGUUUGAAAUGGAAUCCUAAUGACAGAGCAUCUGCAAAUGAACUCUGUGCAUUACCAUAUUUCAAGGAAUACGUAAUAAAGGAGGCUAAGAUGGCGAAGGCUGAUGGCGGUGAUAUUUCAAACGGCAAAGAGGGUUCAAUGAUUGCAAGUAAACUUGGUAUCAAUUCCUUGGCUUCAAACCAAUGGAGCCGUAUACUUUCAGGAUUACCUCCAAAAGCUGACAUCGGGAUCGUUCCUAACUUCAACAACCCUCAGAAAGCUCUUAAGAUUGAAAAGGUUAAUCAUUCAAUUUUGUCUCAAGAGCAGCAGCAACAUCAGAAAGAGCAGCAGCAGAAAAGAAGUGGGGUUGCAUCCUGGUUCAAAUUUUCCACUAACAAAAAUCAUGUUAAUGUCAAUCCUAAUGAAAAGGCAUACGGUAAAGCUUUGCUGACAGAUGCAAUAGAUGAAAAUAACUCUAACAAAAAUAGAAGAAUCGACGAAAGAUUAUCUGGAGAAAUACCACAACUACAACAAAAACAGCAGCUGCAUGAUCAUAAACACACAAAUCACCAUCACCACCAUCACCACCAUCACAACCAACAACAACAGCAACAACAACAGGAACAUGUGGAUAUUUUAGCGGGUCACAACGAUAGAAUGGAUGAGCUGAAUAUUAUUAACCAUGCGAAUAAUGAUAACGAAGUUUUCACCAUUGAGCUGGAUGAUAGUAUGGAAACGAUGACGGGCUCACAACAAAUAUCAAAGGAAUUGAAUGAGAAAGUUGAACUAUAUCAAGAAUCAAGCAACAGUCAGCUAGAAAUUGAUAACGGGGAUCUAGACAUCAAUGACGUAUCAGACGCAGUUCAAAUGGACCAAGAGAACUAUAGGAUUCAUGUGUUGAAUGAAUACGACACCGAUGAAAACUUAGCGGAUGAAAUCCAAGCCAUCGAUGAGGACGAGAACACUGACAAUAUUGUUCGUAAUUCUCAAGAUCUUGAAAAUGAUGAAGAUGAUGAUCCAGAUAGUCUCUUGAAUUAUUACCAAGAAAUGAUGGCUAAGAAAUUACCACCAAACGGCACCAAGGGACAUUACACACAUUCUAAUGGAGUAUGCCCAACGUUAUCAGACCGAAUGGCUAUUGACGACUCAAUUGAUUUGCAGGAACAAAUCCCCAGGAAUCUGCUGGAAAGGGCAGUUCAACAGAGAGUACUCGAUUGUCUAUUAGAUUCCUCCGAACAGAUAUCACAGAAUCUGAUUCAAAACUCUAAUUCCCAUAAUCAUUCAAUUCAUGAUGGUUUAAGUUUUUAA
Messenger RNA from Kluyveromyces marxianus DMKU3-1042, 2358 nucleotides. It is a transcript of the gene IME2, whose product is annotated as protein kinase IME2. NCBI's taxonomy places the organism in Eukaryota, Fungi, Ascomycota, Saccharomycetes, Saccharomycetales, Saccharomycetaceae. Gene Ontology annotation, biological process: intracellular signal transduction; protein phosphorylation. Gene Ontology annotation, cellular component: cytoplasm; nucleus. The record is from RefSeq and is a predicted model, not a curated record. Bases 1 to 2358 code for a protein of 785 amino acids. Gene Ontology annotation, molecular function: protein serine/threonine kinase activity; ATP binding. The transcript has a single exon.